This is a messenger RNA of Symbiodinium sp. CCMP2592, 3579 nucleotides long. NCBI's taxonomy places the organism in Eukaryota, Dinophyceae, Suessiales, Symbiodiniaceae. The record is from the annotation of a GenBank genome assembly.
AUGGAAGAGUCUGGAGAGGUUUUUCGGUCCUUCUCCUGGACUUUGCCGCAUGGGCAUUGCUUAGCUGGCUACUUCAACAGCAACAAAGAGGCCGAAUGGUAUUCGGACCGACUGCUUCACAAUCUGAAGAUUGAUGGGACGAAGGAUCAUGUGUUCUUCCAGAGAAACAACGAGAAGUUCAAGGCUGAGCUGGAGGGCGCUGAAGUUCCAUUGUCGCAGCUGCAUUACCGAGGGGCAGGGAGUGAAGAUCCGCACAAAGCUGGGCACACAGUGGAGACAAGAGCUCUGCUGGAGAUGCUGAGGCAAGCCUGUGCAAAAAUAGCCCUGUCUGGCAUUCAGAGAGGCAGGGUUUCGUGCAACUUUGUCUCCGAUGUUGACAGCUCCCCGAUUGCCCUCAGUCUGGAUUUUUUUGAAGAUGGCAGCACACGAAGUUUGGCCGACCUGGAGAACUUGCAUAAGGGUGCAAGCAAGGGCUGGGACAAGCUUUCGCAGCACGCUUGGUGUGGUCGCAAACUUUCAACCACUCUUCAGCAAACGAACCUUUGGGAUAUCUACCUCUUCCUAAUAUGGAGCAAGCACAACCCGAGUUCGAAGAUCUGGGAGCAGUUCUCUGUACACCUUUAUCCCAAGGUUGUUUUCUUGGCUGGUUACUUGCUGGAGGCCUAUGUCGAUGAACUUGCCAACUUGCCACUGGCACCGCUUCCCCUUUUGAAAACCAAGCAUGGAAACAGUCGACGAGUUCCGAAAGUGAACAAAAUCAUACUUUUACAACGCGUGAAGGCGCAAAAGCGCCACAGAGGAGAAGUCAUGCAGACGCACACUGACUUGACGCCACCUCAGAUCGCACUGGUGCGAGCUGAGGCUAAUUUGGAAGUGGCUGAGUAUGUCAAGCUCUUGACGACCGCCUUUGCCGACACGCAGCAUGUCCAGGUGUCCUGGGAUGCGUCAACCUAUGAUGUGGAAACUUUAGUGGCGAUCGCAUACGAUUACAAGAAGAACGUGUCGGGCUACUUACCCAUACAAAACAUCAGCCCCGUCCAGACAGCAGAGUUGCACGAAACUGUGAGGACAUUGGCUGUGCAAGGCCGGAUCACACGUGUCGAGAGUUACAAUACAAUGCGAUCUUUCAGCCAUGCCCUGAACUCAAUUGGGCUUCCGCUUGCCGCCUUCGCAAAGCCUCCAGACCUACUUCUGGGGCCACUCCGGGCUGAGGAGGAACGGGUGCUGAUGAACGGGACCUACUUCAUCUAUAAUACCACGACACAGUCGAUUCAAAGACAGGUACCGACUGCAUGGAGUCUGGCGAAGCAGCCACUGUUGAUCUCGGUGAGCGAUCAGGGACCGCUGAACUGUCCUGGUCUCGAUCACUUGCAGUUCAAGCUUCGUGGGUUCGUGCUUCCCUUGUAUGAUCAGAGUCAUCGUACAUGGAACGACUUGAAGUCGGCCAUGAGGAGUGUGAAGCUCUUUCGCAUCCUCCUGCAGUUCUCCAUUCUCUACAACAUGAAUUAUGGACCUGGAGGCACCAAGGCUUGGAUGGCCAAGAAGCAACAGUAUGCAGAGGAAUUUAGAGCCAAACAGACAGCUGAUGGCGAAAUCUUCCUCAGCUACAUGCCGUACAUCUGCCAUGAGAUGGGCCUUUCGGAGCCAACGACUGCUGAGGAGAGGGAGGCACUCUUCGGGACGAUCACUUCGCUGCAGACGCUGCAGCAGCAUGGACCACUCGUCAAACUCAUGAGAUGGUUUUCUUACUUCCAAUCGCACCAAUUUUAUGCUGGCGAACACUUCUGGACAAAGAUGCUGAUUGGGGAAGGUGGGCCGCCACAGCAAGGCAUCCAGCCUGAGGCAGUGCUGACACCGGAUAUCUUGGCCGGCAAUCUGGACGAUCGAGAGGAGCUACGACAACUCAAGCUCAAGAUGGGCUCAUGGCGACUUGCACCGUUGCUCGUAACACCAUGGACCUGGUGGAAAAACGAGCUUUUGGUUUCCAUGGCGACGCCAGUCUGGAGCUGCUUCACACAGAAAGCCCAGCAGCUCAAGUUGCCUCACGAGAUCGCCGGUGACAUCGCCAAAAGAGCUGGGACCAAGCUCUGGGCCGAGGAGAUCCACGCUGUGAUCGGGAAUGGCUUCUUUGAUGGGCCUCAGAAACUGUACCCGGCUCGCUUUCUUUCAAACGAGGAGGAAGGACAGUGCAUCUCUUUGCACUUUCGGAGACGUGUGCAGAGCUCCGCUUCGUACUACCUCCGACCGCCUUUUCGAUAUGCUGGGGCACUUCUUGCAGAAAGCAGGGAGACCACCCUUCGCCAGAUGCAUGCCGACUGGGCAGCCGUCUUGAAGGCCGAGAAAGCCAUGGCUGGUGGAGCAGGCAUGGAACCCCUGAAGGAGAUGCAUUGGCGGCUGAAUUCCGUCAACAGGCUGAUCCACUUGAUCCGGGACAUGGCCGAGGUCGCUUCAACAACAGCCGAACGCCGGGCCUACAACAACCAAGUGGUUGAGCUUCUGACCUUCGUCAGCACGCAUCUUGCCGACACAGUUAUCGUGGAAAAUACACAUCAGAUGGCCAAAGACGCGCUCAGGGACGCACGCCACUUUCAAAAAUCUCGGACAGGGAAGCAAGUUGCUUGCAUACGCUGCAGUGCAAUACCGAGCCGUGGUGUGCCCUGCUUGAAGGUGUCAGAUGAUCAGAAAGCUCUCAAAAAGGAGUUCCAGAGGCUCAUGGAAACUAAAACGAAGCAGCAUACGUGGCCGAGCACGACCCAGCAGAUGGAGUGGCAGCAAGUUGUGGCUACAGAGUGGUUCCUCUGCUACAUGCAAGAUGAGGACAAGUUUGCAGCUGGCCCCAACUCUGCUUGGCUGUCUGUCUUGGCUGGGGCAGCAGGCGAGGUGGUAGCAUGCCAGCGUGCAGGAGAGAUCAUGUUGAUCUUGGCUGUUGGAUCUUAUGGCUUCGCUGCUUGGGACCUGGAGCUGGCGGCAGGAGUCCGCACGGCUGCUGGGAUGUCGGCUUUCCGGCCCUACAGGCACAAUGCCAUCCGAUUCCACCACAUCACGGAGCUGGAGGACUGGGUUUCCGUUCCUGUCAAGCCUGGCCUGUCUGGCCCGCACGGCCCGCUGCACCUGGAACAGACCUCUGAGGCCAUGUCGCUGCCCUUGGCUAGAAUCCAUGCCGGACUCAAUCUGACAUGCAAGCAGUGCCAGGACCUGUUGGCAUUGUUCAAAGUCAACUUUCGCAAAAACCAGUCACGAGCCAGCUUGCACGGCCUAAUCCUCGAUCUUUUCUUGGAAACCGAGCACGAGAAAGAAGAGGCCAGGAGGAAGAUGGCUGCCUGCUUGCUUCCACAAGAAGAAGAACACGCUGAGGACAGUGACAUGGAGGAGUUGUUGGAACAGCUCGAGGAUCUCGAGAAUCAGGGCGAUCCAGAGAUCCAGAAAGAGAAGGAGAAGAUCAAACAAAGGAGAACUGGACGGAUCGCUGUCCCCAGAGCUGCUGGUCCCGACGAGGGAGAACAAGUUCCGAAACGGAAGGCUAAGGCCAAGGCUCCGCCAAAGCAACGGAAGAAAGGCUUGCUCGAGCCGAAGAUGAAG